AUGGAUAAUAUUAAUAAAUACCUGAAGGAGGAAGAUUACUACAUAAAAUUGAAAAUUUUGAAGAAGCAAAUUGAUGUUCUAAACAUUCAAGAGGAGUACAUCAAAGAGGAGCAUAAGAAUUUGAAGAGGGAGUUAAUAAGAUCGAAGAACGAAAUAAAAAGAAUUCAAAGUGUACCAUUAAUUAUUGGUCAGUUUUUAGAUAUUAUAGAUAAUAAUUAUGGAAUAGUUAGUAGUACAGCAGGUUCAAAUUAUUAUGUUAGGAUAUUGUCAACAUUAAAUAAGGAGGACUUAAAACCGUCUGUGAGUGUAGCAUUACAUAGACAUAGUCAUUCUAUAGUAAAUAUUUUACCAUCUGAGUCAGAUAGUAGUAUACAGUUAUUACAGGUAAGUGAAAGACCAAAUGUUAAAUAUACGGACUUAGGAGGUUUAGAUACACAAAAACAAGAAAUGAGAGAAGCAGUAGAAUUACCUUUAAAAAGUCCAGAAUUAUAUGAAAAGAUAGGCAUUGAACCACCUAUGGGUAUUUUAAUAUAUGGUCCACCAGGUACCGGUAAAACUAUGCUUGUUAAAGCUGUAGCUAAUGAAACACAAGUUACUUUUAUAGGUGUUGUAGGUUCUGAAUUUGUUCAGAAAUAUUUAGGAGAAGGGCCCAGAAUGGUACGAGAUGUAUUUAGAUUAGCUAGAGAAAAUUCACCUUCAAUUAUUUUUAUAGAUGAAGUAGAUGCAAUUGCUACAAAAAGAUUUGAUGCACAAACUGGUGCUGAUAGAGAAGUACAAAGAAUAUUAUUAGAGUUAUUAAAUCAAAUGGAUGGGUUUGAUAAAUCAACGAAUGUUAAAGUUAUUAUGGCUACUAACAGAGCUGAUACGUUAGACCCAGCUCUAUUAAGACCAGGGAGAUUAGAUAGAAAAAUUGAAUUUCCCUUACCAGAUAGAAAACAAAAAAGAUUAAUAUUUCAAACUGUAAUUAGUAAAAUGAAUGUUAGUAGUGAUGUUAAUAUUGAAAAUUUUGUUGUAAGAAGUGAUAAAAUUAGUGCAGCUGAUAUUGCUGCUAUAGCUCAAGAGGCAGGGAUGCAAGCCAUAAGAAAAAACCGUUACAUUAUUACUGCUAACGAUUUUGAACAGGGAUACAAGACCCAUGUGAGGAAGCAGUUGAGAGAUUAUGAAUUUUACAAUAUAUAG
Molecule: messenger RNA, 1179 nt
Organism: Plasmodium malariae
Lineage: Eukaryota; Apicomplexa; Aconoidasida; Haemosporida; Plasmodiidae
Gene: RPT3
Product: 26S protease regulatory subunit 6B, putative
Exons: 2
Coding region: 1-1179 (392 amino acids)
Biological process (GO): proteasome-mediated ubiquitin-dependent protein catabolic process
Cellular component (GO): proteasome regulatory particle, base subcomplex
Molecular function (GO): ATP binding; proteasome-activating activity; ATP hydrolysis activity
Source: RefSeq, a predicted model, not a curated record